Messenger RNA from Penicillium manginii, 870 nucleotides. Its product is annotated as Serine/arginine-rich splicing factor SR45. The record is from RefSeq and is a predicted model, not a curated record. Lineage: Eukaryota; Fungi; Ascomycota; Eurotiomycetes; Eurotiales; Aspergillaceae. The transcript is spliced from 4 exons. The coding region runs from base 1 to 870 and encodes 289 amino acids. Gene Ontology annotation, biological process: mRNA splicing, via spliceosome. Gene Ontology annotation, molecular function: RNA binding. Gene Ontology annotation, cellular component: nucleoplasm; ASAP complex; cytoplasm.
AUGCCUCCUCGCUCCCCUCGCGGGCAUUCGCCCAGCCGAUCACCCCCCGCGCAUACGCGGUCUCGAUCCCGAUCUCCACGUCCUCGUGAGGACUCGCGUCCACGAAGUGCCACCCGCUCGCCUUCACCUCCACGAGGCCGAACUCGAUCGCGCAGUCGUAGCAGAGACAGUCGACGUUAUCGAAGCCGAAGCCGAAGCCACAGCUAUAGCCGAUCACCCAGCCGAGCCUCGAGUCCAGUGAAAAGCGCCAAGAUCGUGGUGGAGAAGUUAACAAAGAAUGUCACGGAAGCUCAUCUCCGCGAGAUAUUCGGUAGCUUUGGAGAUAUCGAAUACCUCGAUCUCCCAGUUAAUCGAGCCUUCAUGACGAAUCGAGGCACAGCGUACAUCCUGUACUAUGACCCCGCCGACGCGGAAGCAGCUAUCCAAACCGAGACCGAGGAAAUGGAGGCCGUUCCGGCUUCAGAAGGGGCUCCUAUGCCAAAUCGCCUCCGCGCCGACAGGGUCGCGGUGCACGCGCUGGCGAACGCCACGAUGUGUAUAGGCCCAAGUCUGUAUCGCGCUCGCGGUCCCGAUCUCCAGUACGCAACCGAUCCUAUUCUCGAUCUCGAUCUCGCUCGCCGCCAAGACGAGGCAGUACCCGGCCAAAGAGUUCUGGCCAGCGUCGACGGAGAAGCCCAAGCUAUAGUAGCUAUGACGAUAGUAGCCGUGGUGGAAGAACUCCGACACCGGACAGAACUCGCAGUCGCAAUCGGCAUUAGACCCAGUGACAUGUUCAUGUUUAUCAACGGUCCCUACCCUAGGCGGAGAAGAAAUAUCAAAUCUUAUCACCGCAUACACCAUUUAGCAUUCAUUACUCGCCAACUAAUCUAG